Messenger RNA from Phoenix dactylifera (date palm), 2053 nucleotides. RefSeq names its product nucleobase-ascorbate transporter 2-like. Gene Ontology annotation, molecular function: transmembrane transporter activity. Gene Ontology annotation, biological process: transmembrane transport. Gene Ontology annotation, cellular component: membrane. NCBI's taxonomy places the organism in Eukaryota, Viridiplantae, Streptophyta, Magnoliopsida, Arecales, Arecaceae. The record is from RefSeq and is a predicted model, not a curated record.
GGAAAAGAGAGCAUAAAGGGAGAAAGAGGGAGAGUGGGUGGCAAGUUUUCCUCCUCCUCCUCCUCCUCCUCAUCCUCAUCCCAAUCCUCUCAGCUUUUCGCGAUAGUUCCUCAGCUUUAAUCCCAAUUCUCUCUUUUCUCUUUUGGCGAUUGAUUCCUUCUGCGUAUAUCCCUCGCCAAAAUUCCAUCUUGGUGUCGAGAUACGAAAGUUCCACGGUGGAUAUCCCGGGAGAACCAAAAAAGUUCCGAUUUUUCCCUCGUUUUCAUUGAGUUCUUCGGCUUGGGUGCUUGGGGUUUUGGUGGUCUAGGAGAAGAUGACGGAUUUCAAGCCGGAGGAGAUCAGCCAUCCGCCCAUGGAUCAACUCCAGGGCUUCGAGUACUGCAUCGACUCCAACCCAUCUUGGGGAGAAGCGAUUGCUUUGGGCUUUCAGCAUUAUAUACUGGCUUUGGGAACGGCGGUGAUGAUUCCCACUCUGUUGGUUCCUUUGAUGGGUGGCACUGAUGAUGAUAAGGUCAGGGUGGUUCAGACAUUGCUAUUUGUGACUGGCAUAAACACAUUGCUGCAAACCCUAUUCGGCACACGCCUUCCAACUGUUAUCGGUGGUUCUUAUGCAUUCGUGGUCCCGAUCAUCUCCAUAAUUCAUGACUCAUCCCUGACUCAGAUAUCAGAUGACCAUGAGAGGUUUCUUGAGACCAUGAGAGCCAUACAAGGAGCCUUGAUAGUCUCUUCUAGCAUUCAGAUAAUUCUUGGCUACAGCCAGUUGUGGGGUAUUUUCUCCAGGUUUUUUAGCCCGUUGGGAAUGGUUCCGGUGGUCUCGCUGGUGGGUUUUGGGCUUUUUGACAGAGGAUUCCCCGUGGUUGGGAGAUGUGUGGAGAUUGGUGUUCCCAUGCUCAUCUUGUUCAUUGCAUUCUCCCAGUAUCUGAAGCAUCUGCAAGCAAAGCGCGUGCCAGUACUGGAAAGAUUUGCACUCCUGAUUUCAAUCACCAUCAUAUGGGUCUAUGCUCACAUCCUCACGGUGAGUGGUGCAUACAGGCACCGCCCCUUGCACACCCAGAUCAACUGCCGUACCGACCGUGCCAACCUUAUCUCCUCCGCUCCUUGGAUAAAGAUCCCGUAUCCGUUGCAAUGGGGUCCGCCAAGCUUCGAUGCUGGUCAUUGUUUUGGGAUGAUUGCUGCUGUUUUAGUGUCCUUGAUUGAGUCAACCGGGGCUUACAAAGCUGCAGCUCGGCUAGCAAGUGCAACACCACCUCCUGCUCAUGUUCUGAGCCGAGGCAUUGGAUUGCAGGGUAUUGGUAUCUUACUAGAUGGGCUUUUUGGCACCGGGACUGGCUCCACUGUUUCUGUGGAGAAUGUUGGGCUUCUCGGGUCGACAAGAGUUGGAAGCCGCAGGGUCAUUCAAAUAUCAGCUGGUUUCAUGAUAUUUUUCUCUAUGUUGGGGAAAUUUGGAGCUUUGUUUGCUUCUAUUCCAUUCACAAUCUUUGCUGCUGUACAGUGUGUUCUCUUUGGUCUUGUUGCGGCAAUAGGGCUAUCCUUCUUGCAGUUCACUAACAUGAACUCCAUGCGAAACCUCUUCAUCACCGGCGUCUCUAUCUUCCUUGGCCUAUCCAUCCCCCAGUACUUCUUCCGCUACACCGCAAGCGCUCAGCAUGGUCCUGCCCACACUCGGGCUGGAUGGUUUAAUGACUAUAUCAACACAAUCUUCUCAUCUCCACCAACUGUUGCAUUGAUCGUAGCCGUGUUUCUCGACAACACACUCGAUUUCAAGGACACGGCUAGAGAUAGAGGCAUGCCAUGGUGGGUCAGAUUUCGAACUUUCGAGGGAGAUAGCAGGAAUGAGGAGUUCUAUACUCUUCCCUUCAACCUUAAUCGUUUCUUUCCUCCAUCUUAAGGGAUAAAAUCUAAUGAAGUGACUCAGAUUGUUGAGCAGAGGAUGAUACAUACAAUGCAGGUAGAUGCUAGCCAAAUUUCUAGUGUGGUAUAUUUGCGUGGGUGUCUAGUCAUUGUAUGUAUAUUUUAAAUUCGGUUGAGCAAUAAAGCUGGUUAUUUUUUCUAA